This is a messenger RNA of Nematocida homosporus, 783 nucleotides long. RefSeq names its product solute carrier family 39 (zinc transporter), member 1/2/3. The transcript has a single exon. Gene Ontology annotation, cellular component: membrane. Gene Ontology annotation, molecular function: zinc ion transmembrane transporter activity. Gene Ontology annotation, biological process: zinc ion transmembrane transport. The record is from RefSeq and is a predicted model, not a curated record. Bases 1 to 783 code for a protein of 260 amino acids. Lineage: Eukaryota; Fungi; Microsporidia.
AUGAAUUCCACUCUCCUAGUCAAUGCUUCGGCUAUCGUGCUUUUUAUCUUUACUCUCGCCUUCUCUUACUCUUAUACCUUCAUCAAGUCAACUCUUAAAGUCUAUGAUUACGUCAAAUGUUUAACUGGCGGUUUUAUUAUUGGUAUUAUUCUAGUUGAAGUCUUACCAGAUAUCUAUUCUUCUGAUAGUAUGGUCCCAGCCGUAGUUACCGGUAUCUCUUUCUUCUUCCUUUUUACCAUCAGUAAGCUUUACAUUGAAAGAGCUAAUGUCGGCGAACAAGAUUCUAUCCCAGCUGGUGCUUCUAAGAAAGAAGCACUUAUCUUUAUCUUGGCCUUAAGUUUACACUCUUUCAUGGAGGGUCUCGGUAUAUCUAACAAAGAGAACGAAAAACUCGUCUGGUACUUAGUCAGUAUUCUUAUCCAUAAAUGGCUAGAAGCUAUUGUUCUAGGCGCCUCAGUCCUUACUUCCGAUCUCUCCCCUAAAGUAUGUUUCGUACUCCUAUUGGUCUAUUCCUCACUUACUUCCGUCGGUGCUUUACUUGGCAAGCAAUUAUCCAGUGGUUCCAGUAAUUCCCUCAUUCGUCAUACUCUUGAUGGUAUUGCUGCCGGUAGUUUCUUCUACAUUGGUUUUGUCGAAAUGGUCGGUAACGAGUUUGAAACUUCAUCUGGAAAACUUACUAGAGCACGUACGUUCAAAAAAACACUAUCUAUGUUUAUUGGUUACUUCAUUAUCACUACUGUGAUUUGUUUGAGCCAUACUCUCGAAGAAUUAUAUCAUAAAUAG